This is a messenger RNA of Haliotis rubra (blacklip abalone), 1171 nucleotides long. Its product is annotated as serine/threonine-protein kinase pdik1l-A-like. The record is from RefSeq and is a predicted model, not a curated record. Gene Ontology annotation, biological process: autophagy; autophagosome organization; peptidyl-serine phosphorylation. Gene Ontology annotation, cellular component: cytoplasm; autophagosome. Bases 108 to 1103 code for a protein of 331 amino acids. The transcript has 2 exons. NCBI's taxonomy places the organism in Eukaryota, Metazoa, Mollusca, Gastropoda, Lepetellida, Haliotidae. Gene Ontology annotation, molecular function: ATP binding; protein serine/threonine kinase activity.
AACAGAGCAUUACAUCAUAUGCAUGUGUGACUCCAUAGCUAUAGAUAUAUCCAGCACAUCUGAGUCAAAUACCGUGGCGUAAGGACACAGGGCAGGACAGGACAGCCAUGGGACAGUCACUCUCUACUGGAGAACUACUCGACAAAUACGACCUAGAGGAAACACUUGGUGAGGGAAGUUUCGGGGUCGUGUAUAGAGCAAUCAAUCGAGAGACAAAUGAAUUUGUUGCGGUGAAGGAAAUCAAAUCUGAUCUGACGCAACGUGAGAAGUUUGUCAAAGAAACAGAAUUACUGAGAGAAAGCGGAGGCCAUGGCAAUAUUGUAUCCAUUAUUGAAUCUUUUGAAUUUGAACCGGAUGGUUUCUAUAUAGUCUUGGAAUAUUGUGAACUUGGAGACCUUAAUCGUUAUGUGACAAAAACACAUGUGUCAGUGGAUUCCAAAGUGCUGUUUAUGUAUGACAUGUCCAAUGGCUUAGACUUCUUGCACCAGAUCAAUAUUGUUCACAGGGAUAUGAAGCCUGCAAACGUGUUAGUCACCGAGAGUCAAAUUCAUGGACGUCCUGUAUGCAAAAUAUCCGAUCUGGGAGAAGCUAGAAUGCAUGCGUCCGACAUGACAUCUGAUACUCUUCCCAGCUAUCUGACAUCAACCCAUGGAACAAUGGCAUAUAUCGCUCCAGAAGUUCUCCUGGGUCAUUACACCAAGUCAUGUGACGUGUUUCUCCUCGGAGUUAUAUUUUAUGCUCUGUUCUCUGAUUACGAAUAUCUCAAUCCAUUCGUCGAUGGUCAGUGUAUGUAUGAGGUAGCUUUUAGCAGAAUACAGAGUGCACUGGCAGGGCUCCAAACUUUACCAACAGAAUUGAGAGAUCUGACACUGAAGAUGUUGAAGAAGGAUUACCACGAUCGUGUUGAGUGUAGUACAGUGAAGGAGACACUGGACACUUACAUAAAUGGAUUGCAAAAUAAUAACCCUCGCCGCGAUGUAGGAGGAGGACAAUGGUUUGAGCAACCUACGGACGUCCGUCCGCGAGUCCGUCUGUUCUUCCGUCCGCGCGCCCUCUGCCCGUCCGCGAUGAUGGGUACUGAUUUUCUCAAAACCUUUUUAUAGAUAGGGAAACCAAAUUUGGUAUGUGUUUUCAGGACAUGAAUGCUUGAUUGAGAUCGGAAACGGAAACC